Molecule: messenger RNA, 30788 nt
Organism: Paramuricea clavata
Lineage: Eukaryota; Metazoa; Cnidaria; Anthozoa; Malacalcyonacea; Plexauridae
Source: the annotation of a GenBank genome assembly
AUGAAUAAGAAAAGCUGCAAAGAAGCUUUGGAAAUCUACAAAAAGUUUCUAUCAAGAAUGGAUAGUGUGAAAGAAUUCCUCAAAGUGGCUGAGGUAGGAAAUGAAUGGCUUCUUCUUGUACUACAAUAUCCUUUAUAUUCUCAUUGUACAUAGUCUGUUAACAACUGAGCUACAGAGAGACCGUCGUGAAGCUCUAAGGUAAUUUGUACAUGAACUUGUGGUUAGAGCUCGCUGCUCGACAACUGCCUCUCUGUAGCUCAGUUGUUUAGAGCGCUGCACCAGAAUCGCAGGGCCGCAGGUUCGAUAACUGCCAGAUGGUCGAUAGUUGCAUUUUUCACAGCUGCCCCUUGUUAGCGUAGGUUGUUGCAAUGAGCAUUAGUUCAGUACGCUUAGAAGAAACAGAUUCAGCUUUCAGAUACAAAUUACAGUAUACGUUAGCUCAGUCUUAGAGUUCAUGCCGUCGGUAGACUAUAUACAGGCUGUCUCAAAAAAAUGCCCCCAUUUAUAUUUGAUGCUUAUUUUGAUAAUUCAAAUAUGAAUGGAUUAAAACGAUAGGAUAAUCAUUUUAUCUAGUAUAACAAUCUGAAACUUGCAAUACUACAAUACAUUACAAAACAUAUAGUGGGGCCAAAAGCCUGUAUAGAUUUGUUAAUGAAGUUAUGAUUGUUUUUUCAUGCAUGGGUUUAUGACAUAAAGUCAGAAGGUAUAAUUGUUAUGUCUUAUGAGCCGAUUUUUUGGCAAUAUUUAAAUACACAAACAUUGAGGCAUGAUAUUUUUCCGUAUAUUUCAAAAACAAUUUCGUGAAAUUAAUUGUGUACAGUCAGAUAAUAUUUUAUCACGUGUCUUGUUGGUUGUCGUGAUAGGACUAUAGAUUGACAGAACUCUUUACGCUUUAUGGACAGAGAUCAAAGGUAACUGCGAAUUAAAUAAAUAAAUAAAAUAUCAGUAAAUUAAUAAAUAUAAAUAAAUGUAUAAUUUUAAAAUAAUUACUAAAUUAAUUAAAUAUACUAAAUUACUAUAAUAUAAAUAGCCUAAGAUUUUGCUUCAAGAAAUUAACACGAUUAAAAUACCCAAAUAGGUUACUGCCUACAUAUUUAUCUUAAACUUGUAAAUGAUAUGUUAUUAUGUACUGUUUAAAACACAAGCAAAAGUGCUUUAUCAGAAUGAUAUAAAACACCGAGUGUUAAUAUACCUGUAUAUAUAUAAAAUGCCGAGUGUUUUAUAUCUGACAAAGCACACGAAAUGCCAUGCAAGUGUUUUGAAUGGCCUAAAAACGACCCAUCUUAUGAGUUCAAAAUAAACAUUGUCUAUAAAAACCGAGAAAAUCAAAGCUAAAGUUUAUGUAAAUUAACAUGAUUUUUUAUCACAUAUAAAACUACUGUUUUUUAAUUGUUAAUGAAGCAUGUUUAAUGAUAAAUUGGAUUACAUGUACAUAUAAAUUUCAGGCAAUCAUUACAAAGUUAUAAAGCAGUAAAAAUUUAAACUUUCCACGAAAAAGUCUAAAGUUAAAGACAAAGUAACAAAUUAUGUACGUGGCUGAUUUGCUUUUAAAAAGAUCCAAAUGUUAUAUUUAAGUUUUGUUGUGAGAACGCAUCGCGUUUUAAGAAAUAUUUUGGAUUAGGUAUAUGAUGAACACAUACUAUAUGGUACUUGAGGAAUGAGAUAUCUUUGCAAUAGAUGGCAUUUUAGUUUUCUAUUUAUCUUUUUAAUAGCAUUUUAAAAUAGGAAACCAUAGGAAUGUUUUCUGUCAUGCAGAGCAAGGAUAGGUAGAAAGGAAGAAACAGAUUGUCACAGUUUUGUUUAACAGAACGUGAGAAUAAUAUACAAGAAUAAUUUCAGAAUUGUCGUGUUUAAAUAGUUAAUCAUUUUUGUCCUUCCAUUUCAUGCUAAAUUGUUCUCUAUUUAAAUCAUUGAAUAUAUGUAUAUUACAUCUAGGAUGUUGGAAUUAACCCAUCAGACAUCCCUGAUCUCACCAAGGUAAAUGAAGUGACUAAAUUUUAAAGUGCCUAUGCUAGAAUUUUUUAUGAUUGAAUUGCAAAGUUUAUUUAAAAUCAUAAUGCAACUUUUUUUUAAUUAAACUUUGUUAUCUUUCCUGUAGAUCAAGAUAUUGGAAAUAUGACUUAAAUGACGUCUUGCAUGCAAAUAUGACUUAAAUGACGUCACAGAAGACUGUUUUUAGCUUGAUAAAAUUGUCAUUAACUUAAAUUUGCAGACGAAAUAUAGUUCUUAAAGUAUAUAACAUUCAAUGUCAGUGGAAUUAUCACAUGUUUGGCAAGGAAGCGUUAUCUUUCUAAGAACUCAUAACGUCAUUUAAGUCACAUUUGCAUGCCAAACAAAGUCAAAUAUCUUGAUAUACAGGAAAUACGACAAAGUUUUAGGAAAAAAGUUACAUAUGACUUUAAAUGAACUUUGCAAUUCAAUCAUAAAAAAUUCUUGCAUAGGCACUUUAAUUAAAAAUUUUAUUUUUUAAAAAAAAAAAUAGAAUUGCCUUGUUUUAAAAUUACUGUGCUUUUAAUGUUAGGUUAAAAUGUGUUGUUUUCUUUUCAGGCUCCGAGCAGUCUUAUGGAAGCGUUAGAAAGUCAUUACCAGUCUCUUGAAAAGGGGAAGGUUCCCGUUGCAUCUUCCAAGUAAGAAUGGAUAAUGUUUAAAACCUGUUUAACACUUGCAAUUUUAGGCGUCUUGUGAUGGACACUGUUUAAUUUCAUGUAACGUAAAAGCUAUAAAAGCUAUCGCAAUGAAAUAAAGAUCAUUGCAUACAGAAACGACUAACUUAGAUUUUGAUAUGUAACACUUGAAUUUACAUGCAAUAUUGACUGCGCUGUUGAUGUUUGAACGUUGAACUACUGUUUUUGAAAAUGCCAAAAAUUAGCAUAGAACAACCUUAUAAUUAUCGAUGUAGUUAUACUUGUUAAAUAAUAAAUAUUUUUAUUUUGGUUAUAUCUCGCUCAAUUGUGCAUGUAAAUUGAAGUGUUAUAUAUCAAAAUCUAAGUUAGUCUUUUCUGAAGGCAGUGAUCUUUAUUUCAUUGUGACAGCUUUUAUAGCUUUUACGUUAAAUGAAAUCAAACAAUGUCAAGUUUUUUUGGGGGACCCGGUGUAAAAUAAAAUUUUGAGAGUACAUUCCAAAACCACAUGUUACUCGUUGUUUCUCGUUGCAUUUAGACGUCCCAAUUUGCAGCCAAUCAACGUGCCUCAAUUAACGACAGAAAGUUUAAACAAUCCAAUCAAAUUCGAGGACUACAAGAAGGAAGAAUUGAUCAAAGAAGAAGAACAUAGAUUAAAUUCAUUCAAGGUAGAAUGUCGAUUUGCUCCAGGGGUUGAAAUUUAAAAAAAAUUUUAGUCGCCCAAAAGGCUACCAGUUGAGUACCUGUGAAUAAGAUCUGAUCUUGCUAAAUCAAUAUGUUAUAAUGUUUUCGUUCAAAAACACAAAAAAACCCAAACAUGAGCAAUCAUGCUUUGAAUAGGGAUGACAGUGCCUAUUUGCCAGAGGAAUACAUACAUCUCAUUGGCAGGUGACGUCAUCCCUUGGGUAUUUAAGAAGCCACGAUUGCAAUUUUAGAUCACCCCUGAUGAAGACACUAGACUGGAGUGUCGAAACGUUGGGUCUUGAUUACAAUUCGACUGGGCUUUGUAAUCAUUUAUUUGGAUAGAUAGAUAGAAAGCUUUAUUUACCCACGCUAACCCUAUCAAUUUCCAUAGGGGGCCUGUCAUGCAUAAGAAAAAUUACAGUAGUAUAAGCGAAAUAUUACAUAAAUAUAGUUAUUUACAAAUAUGAGGUAUAGUAACAAGAAGUACAAAUUAGCUAGAUAGUAGGAAUGGUAGAAUAAUUAUUUACAAGUAGUAGAACAAGUAGUCUUAGAAAAUAUGUGCAGCAAUUUUCUUUUGAAAGCUUGACAGGGAUUGACUUUCCCUGAUUUCAUUUGGGAUAGAGUUCCAUAGUUUAGCACCAUCAUACAUGAAACUAUUUUUCAUGCUAUUGGUGCGUGGUUGUGGUAGACAAAGACCAGAUGAAAUAUUUCGAAGUUUAUAAUCUGUUAUCUCAUUUUUGUAACGAAAGAGGUUUGUGAGAGAUUCAGGGCCUGUUUUAUUUAGAGUUUUGUACAUCAUUUUUGCUUUUGCCUUUUUCCUCAUAAUAUCAAGUGGUUCCCAGCCCAAGGCACACAAAGCAAUAGUGUGAUCUACGUCAUUGCUCAUAUUUGAAAUAAUUUGAGCAGCUCUGUUUUGGAGCUUUUGUAGUCGUUUUGAUUGUAUUUCACCCAAUACAUCCCAAACUUCUGAACAAUAGUCGAAGUAGGAACCAGAGUAGCGAGCGAAACAUAAUUGAUAUACCUGGUUGCAAUGAACGAACAAACUUUAAGUUGUCUAAUAUAUAUACGUUCGCAAAUUAUGUGCAAAAGUAGAAUGGAACACUUGACAACUGAGAUAUUUUGAUCAGCUGAGAUUUUGAACUCUCGCUAAACUAGGAUAACCUAUAUAUAGAAAAGACGUUCACAGCAAUUUGAGAUCUUAAUGUAAAAACGAUUAACAAAAUGGUGCCCGACUAUCUUUCAAGCAAAUUCAUACCAACUAAAAAACUAGUUUCAUAUUAAUCUGACACUGCAAUCGAGCAACGAAAAAUUCGUUGGCUCCAGCGGGAUUUGAACUCGCAUCUUCGGGUAUCUAGACCGCCGCUCUACCUAUUGAGCUAUCGAGUCAACAGGGAUUGGUAGCGAGUCUUAUCCAAUUUACUGUAAGUGCACGAAAUAUUUUCGCGACGACUUAACGCUUGUCUUGGAGGACGCGCAGUGUUUCAAUUCUAUUUCAGAACCAUCCUCAGAGAUACGAAAAACUAAUUUCAUAUUAAUCUGACACUGCAAAAUAUUAAUCUGUUCUGAAAUAGAAUUGAAACACUGCGCGCCCUCAAGACAAGCGUUAAGUCGUCACGAAAAUAUUUCGUGCACUUACAGUAAAUUGGAUAAGAUCGCUACCAAUCCCUGUUGACUCGAUAGCUCAAUAGGUAGAGCGGCGGUCUAUAGAUACCCGAAGAUGCGAGUUCAAAUCCCGCUCGAGCCAACGAAUUUUUCGUUGCUCGAUUGCAGUGUCAGAUUAAUAUGAAACUAGUUUUUCGUAUCUCUGAGGAUGGUUCUGAAACAUACCAACUAAUGUAAUGCACAACUACAAUUUGCGUAACUCAGAGUCGAAGCUUUUUGUCCCAAGACCUUUGACUUGAGUCAUGUAAGAAACGUUUUACGUGUAGAGGAACCGUCUUGUAGAAUAGCCUAUACCUGUCGAAGCUGUAAAUGCUACAUCCGCUCGAAAUUUCAAAAACAAAAUUAGACAAUCCUGAUUUUUUUCUAUCUUUAGUAUUGUGAAUAAUAUUAGUAAGUUGUAGGUGUAAUUGUAAUAAUACUAUGUAGUACUAGAUAUUUUAGUGUGCACGGCUCCAUGGAAGAGCACAUUUUAUGAAAUGGACUCUGUGUGAAAAUAGUUGCAGUCCCCCCCCCCCUCCCUUAAAGGGGCAGUGUCACGACGCUGAUUGGCUAAAAUAAACGUCGCAAACGGCGAAACGUUUAAAGCUAAUGCUACAUGAUUGGAAAAGAUGCAGCAGCCUCCAAUUUUUAAAACAAAGCAAGGAUGUCCUGAAUAACGAAGGGAUUAAAUAGUGUAUCGUAUUUCACUCCUAACUUGAUUAAAGCCUGUUUUCCACUCCACCGUAUCGUAACGUACCGUGGCAUUUUCUUUGGUGUCGAAGUCAUUAGUUCCACUCUAGUGGUCAGAAAACAAAGAAAUACGCUACGUUUCGGACAAUACGAUUGAAGUGGAAUACUGGCUUAAUGGACGACUUGCGCUUUAGAAAAAUUUUUAAUCUGGGAAUAACAAAGGAUAUUUUUGGAAAGAAGUUAUCAAAAUUAGAAAAUCUGCAAAGUUUGGUUGCGAAAUGCUGUAAAAUACGGAAAAUAUAGCCCUGCGAAGUUGGCGAAUUUGUCACAUUUCUAUCACGUGCGGAAAUUGGUAACUAAUUUAGUUACCAAUUCACGCACGUAAUACAAAAGUAUACAAAUUUGCCAACUUUGAAGGGCUAUAUUUUCCGUAUUUUACAACAUUUCGCAACCAAACUUUGUAAUAUUACUAAUUCCAGGACGCUCUUUCUAGCUGUGGUGAUAGAUUUCGUUGUUCUUACUUAGAUUAAAAUUUAGUCUAAAGCGCAAGUCGUUCAUUGUUGGCAGACAGUUUUUCAAGUGCGCGCAUAUUUUGGAUGCGCUGUAGAACCGUGACACUGCCCCUUUAAUGUCUGUCACUGGCACUGUUCUACGUGUACCCGACAUGCUCUAAUCUUUUCUAAACUUUAUGUUUAGGAAGUAAGGAAACAGCAGGAGGUGGUGCUACAGGCAGCACCCACCAGACAAACGCCAUCCAGUAGACAGGAUGCAUGGAGUACAGCAUUUGAAGCAAACACUGCUGUGAAUCACAUACAAAGCCAAAACACAAACAACAACAAUGAUUUACUUGCAUUACACCAAGUCUUUUCAGCACCUAAAGUAAGUUGUAUAUGUAAAGAAUAAGAUGUUAUAGUGUUGUGUUUGUAGAGAACACCAUAACUUUAUUAAUACUGCAUAGAUAGCUCUAAACUGUUCUCCUUAGAGAUUCAGUAAGGAUCAUCUCUUAUUGAUCUAGUGUUACUACAGGGGAAACCUAAACUAACCUAACUUUAUUUAUACUGGAUAGCUCUAUCAGUUCUAAAUUGUUCUUCUUAGAGGUCCAGUAAGGAUCAUCCCUUAUUGAUCCAGUGUUACUACAGGAGGAAACCUAAACUAAACUAACUUUAUUUAUACUGGAUAGCUCUAUCAGUUCUAAACUGUUCUCUCUAGAGGUCCAGUAAGGAUCAUCUCUUAUUGAUCCAGUGUCACUACAACAGGAAACCUAAACUAAAAAUGCUGUGCUGAGUGGUUAUAUUACUACCUUAAAAAAAUAAGCAGAAACUCGACGUUUCGAGCGAAGACCCUUCGUCAAGAGUUAGGGCCUUCGCUCGAAACGUCGAGUUUCUGCUUAUUUUUUAAGGUAGUAAUAUAACCACUCAGCACAGCAUUUUCACAUUGGUACUACCAACACUGGUGGUACAGACAGUUUUAGUAUACUGUUAACCUAAACUAAACUAAACUAACUUUAUUUAUAUUGUAUAGCUUUACAGUUCUAAACUGUUCUUCGUGGAGAUCCAGUAAGGAUCAUUUCUUAGAGGUCCAGUAAGGAUCAUCUCAUUGAUCCAGUAUUACUACGGGAGGAAACCUAACCUAAACUAACUUUAUUUGGAAGUGGAUAGCUCAAUCAGAGUUUUUAACUGUUCUCUCUAGAGGUCCAGUGAGGAUCAUCUCUUAUUGAUCCAGUGUCACUACAGCAGGAAACCUAAACGAAACUAACUUUAUUUAUAUUGUAUAGCUUUACAGUUCUAAACUGUUCUUCGUAGAGAUCCAGUAAGGAUCAUCUCUUAGAAGUCCAGUAAGGAUCAUCUCAUUGAUCCAGUAUUACUACGGGAGGAAACUCAAACUAAACUAAUAUAACUUUGUUUAUAGUGGAUAGCUCAAUCAGUUUUUAACUGUUCUCUCUAGAGGUCCAGUAGGAACAAUAUCCUCAUGAUCCAGUGUUAGUAUAGUUUAGUUAGUACUCUACCUGUUCCCGACCUACUUUCUUAAGUCGGCAAAACUUUCUCGACCUGAUUUUUUGAGCCAACAUUUCCUGAAUAUAUGAGGUCUGUGACGUAUUUCUCUUGAUAUUUUUUGCAGCCUGUCGAAACGUUCACUCCAGAUUUCGGGCACAGUUCUGCAUUUCCUCCGUCCGGUGGACAGCCUGUCAAUGCAGGUGGAUUUAGUUCGGCUCAGCCCAGUCCAUGGAGUCCAGGACCGAAUCAAUCUGGUAAGGUGGAUAUUGUAUAUAAGCCGCCCCCGUAUUUUUGCCUCCAUGUGUAAGGCCGUCCAAAAUUCUUACGAAACGAAUAUAAGCCCAGGGUUUACGGUAUAACCAUAAUGUUGUUUUAUGUGUAGCGCAAGGUGGUGUUAAUCUGUUUGGUGGCAACUUACUAUCUGGAGGUCCAAGUGAAAUUCUUCAACCAAUGAAUAAACAACAGCCGCAGCUCGUAGACCAGACACAAAGUAAUGUGGAUAAGGGAAACCUGGACACCAGUCUUAAUAAAGUCGCCAUGUCUAUAGGUGAGUAUUAUAACCACACAGAAGAGAAGGCCAAAGUACCUUUGUACUUUAAAAGAAAUCCAGUGAACUCUCCUGGAGUUUUUUAUUUUGAGCAUAUGAGUCAGUUUCUUGCCAAGAUCUCAUUUGAAAUAGACACGAACGGUUAGCAAGGCCAAAAUUUGUCCCGACCCUGCCUAGCUUUUGGAUGCCGAAAUCCCGACCCUAAACUUUUUUAUUGGAUCAUGCUUGUAAGUGUUUCCACUUAGAGGAAAACGUUUGUGGAAAAUGGAAAUUUGAGGCAAUAUUAGGGAAAUUUAUCUUUGGAUGUGGAAGCACUGACUAAACAAAAUGGCGUCCGGUUGUUAGAAAAAUUAAAAAAGUUAAAACCGACCUACCCUACCUACGUUUUUACAAGAAGAAAUGGGAAACCCACAUAUUUUUUUUUGGCCCAAGCACUUGUUUUGUCCAACGUUUUAGCAAUGUUCGAAGCACUGUUUAAAAAAAAAAACAAGCAGCAUUGUUUUCUUUGGUUGUGUGGAUUGCCAAACUAAUUGUCAAAAUAUUUAACAAUUAUUUGCCCGAGCGAUUAUCGGGGAUCGUUACUUGAAAUCACUGCCCUCAGUCAUAAGACUGCGCGCAGGCUACAAGUGAGGCGAAAUUAUAAUCUGACAACUGUAGAAAUCAGAAUCCAGUCACAAUGGUGGAAAGCACACUGACCACCAUGGGACUCUCAGUUCUCAAUAACACAUAUGUUAGCCUGCGUACAGGCUGUCUGAGGGUGAGGGACAGCUAGCCUGCGUACAGGCUGUGUUGGCUCAGGCGUUCGCAAUCCCAGUGUUCAAUGACUCAAGGUCAAUCUCUCAAGCUACACGAAGUACUGGAGACUACCGGGUCAAAGUCACCAGACAGUUCACAUGUCAACUGUUUUCAGGACCCCUGCGAUGUCAUCAUUGCCAACAAUUCAAAGUUGCAUCGAAACGUUUCUUGUAUAUAAAUAUGCUAAUGCUGUCUGGCGCAUGCGGUGCAAAUCUUGCGUGAAUAAGUGUACGUCUGCGCAGCCGCAACAUGUUUUCAGGCUUCAGCGAGAACAAAUUUGUUUUACACAAGUCUUUUUGUUUUUUUGGGACUAAAUUUAUUUUAAUUUCGCUUAUUUAUUUAUCAGUAACUUCCACAAAAUGGCUAGCCACCAUUCGGUAUAUUCACCUGUAGGUGAAUAUUUAACAAUUAUUCACCGAAGGCGAGGUGAUUAUCGGGGAAUAUUCGCCGAGACGAAGUCGAGGUGAAUAUUCCCCGAUAAUCACCGAGCCUGAGACGAAUAAUUGUUUUAGUAUUUUUGUGUUUUUUGGGAUUGAAUUUAUUUUAAUUUCGCUUCGAUAUAUCAUAUAUCAUAAUCAAUAUAACGUCCACAAAACGGCUAACCAUUUUGAAAAUUUCGGUUUUGUUAUAUUCACCUGCAGGUGAAUAUAACAGCUUAAUACGUCAAAUUUGACCAAUCAACUUGUAGGAUUUGUUAUAUUCACUUGUGCAAAAAUACUAAUACCCAAUACUGAAGAUUGUCUCCACAAAAAUAAAAUCAACAGGCAUGCCCUACUCUCGACCUACAGUAGCAAGCUUAACCCAGUAUAAAAUAUGAACGAUCUAAUAAUCUUCUUCAUUUUCUAGACAAUCUAAAUGUCUCUGGUAUCAGACCUCCGCCAGGUUCAAUGGGAAGAGGGCAUCAAUGGACGCCGCCAAAACCAACGGUAAAAACGGGGGGAGCACACUUUCAAAUGGGUUCCAGCCUUGGUCCAACCUUGCCACCAGUUGGAAUGCAAACCCAACCCAUUGUACGCCCCCCGUAUGUCCAGCCUGGCAUAUAUCCACAACCAAUGGCUUACGGGCAGCAGCCCAUGAUGCAACAACCUGCAAUGCAGGCUAAUUUGUUUCCCCAGCAAAGAGUUCCGGUAGUGAAUGACCCGUUUGGGGCACCCGUACCGGGUAACCAGCCAUUGUUUUAGUAAAUAAUGUGUUCAUUGAGAUUCAUGAAUGCGGACUGUAAUACAUAAUGUAAUGAGGCCGAAUAUUUGAUGAGAAUGCGUAGAAAUUUGUUGAUAUGCCUUUGCAUAACACUUCCAUAAACGCUGGUUUACAUUAUCAAAUUGCUGUGAUCACAGUAGAGAUUUUGCAUAAUUAAAUUCUAAGUUUUGAAGGAUUUGUAAGAAUGUUUGAAGGAACUGACUGACUGUUUAACACUGCGCUUUUAGGAAUCAUAUUCUUGAGUAGUUGGCUUUAAAUAUGAUGGAGGCACUUUGUGCCGUCGAUGCUUUGACGUUAAUGUUAUUUUUUUAUUUUAAUGUUUUCAUUAAAGAAUUUUAUUAUGCAUUUCAUUACGCCGUCCGCAUUUUAUUGUUUUUGUCCGCAUCAUUGUAUUUUAUUCCUUUUGUCCGCCCGUGUCCGUCCGUAUCCGCAUUUUAUUCCAACCCUUGAUCUGAUCGCCUUCCUCAAACAUUUCGUACACAAUCCUUCAAAACUUAGAAUUUAACUAUGCAAAAUUCCUACUGUGAUCACAGAAACUUUGAUAGUGUAAAAAAGUGCUGUUAUACGGCGUGAAAUUUUCACAUUCAUUCAUCACAAAAGCGUUUUCAAAAACUUGAGCUUUUGCUAAUGCAUUUACUCUGACUCAAAUUUUUGAGUAAAAAUACUCGGGAUUUUUUGAAAUUGAAUGUUGUUUUGAAAUUCUUACUGCACUCCAUUCCUUUCGUUCAUUUGCUGUUUUUUAUAUUAACAUUUAUGUCAUGGGUGGAAAAAAUCUUAUGCAAGGGCAUAUUGGAACACUUUUCUUAUGUAUUUUAAGGCAGCUCAGAAAAUCUGGAAGGCCAAAUCUAUAAUGGAGCCAUACAGGCCCAAACAUUAGAUACUGCAAUUUCCUGUUGAAUUUUGAAGGCAGUACUUUUUAUCGUAAAGUUUGUACGAUGUCAAAAUUUCCCUCCGUUCAUUUUUUCCCUCUGAAAUUGGGCUCCCUGACAUUUCAAUAACCCAGGGGAAAAUUACCCCUUCCAUUCACACUCUCAUUGACCCAUUCCCCCCUCUUUUACCCCUCCCCCUCUCCCCUUGUCCGCUACCCCUCUUGACCCUGUAUAACGAAACGUUAUUUGUGUAACUUUACGAUAGAACAAUUUAAGCAUUCAAAAUUUAAACCUGAAAUCAAACAAAAUUUUCGAUAGCUUUUUUACUUACUUCAAAAAAUACAGUCUCCAAGUCUGCACGAAGGGCAUUAGGAAAAUUAGCCCACAGAAUACUUCAAGAGCAUAUACAAUUACGCAUUUACUAAAAUCAAAACGUAGUUAAAACAAUCAUACAACGUAACGAUAGAUUUAGUAUUAGAUAAUCGUGAUUAACGUAAAUUGUUCGUAUUAUUCAUCGCGUCUUUUGAAUCGUAAAAUUUGUGUCGUAUAACUGUAGGUCUAAAAUACAAGCCGGUUCUUGCCAUGUUUAAUAAGGUACUGUAGUUUAUAAGUUUAAGGUUUCUUUGAAAAAGAUGAUCCGUUCACUAACAUCCUUGCUACACACAUAAAAACGCACAAGUUGUAACAAUGCUGUUCCAACAACUUGUCGACAGGAUGUGUUCGCACUGCUUGUUCCAUAGAAAUAAUAGAUAUAGAAUGCGUACUUGAUCACGAAUCAUGUCUCCACUUUUUCUCAUGCGUGCCCUUAUAAAUCCGCCAUUUUGUGGAGACAAAUUUUUCACUGAGAAAAGAUAGGAGUUACGCAUUCUAUAUCUAUUAUUUCUAUGGCUUGUUCCCAGCUUCUUGACAAGUUGUCAACGACUUGUUGACAACUUGCUACAAGGUUGUUGAGCUCAACAUGCAGACUUGUUACCGUCCUGCAAUUCAACAAUUUGUCAACAAGUUGUGACUGACAACCUUGUAGCAACUUGAUAAAAUAACAGCAUUGUUAGGACUUGUUGACAAGCUUGCUACAAGCUUGUUGCGAACACAUCUUGUUGACAGAUUGUAAGAUUUUAAGUUUGUUUGCGAAAGGUAACUAAAGAUGAAUUAUCAAUUCAUGUAGAUAAUUCCUAAGACCAAAAUUCCAUGAUAUUUUAUGACAGUUUCUCUUCGAAGUAUGUUUUGAGUCAAAACCAUAGUGUCAACUGACCAAAAAUGUCAGGUUAAAGUCAGUAUAGCGCUGCACGUCGAAAGUUUUUACAGAAAAGGAAUGUACCAAUAUUCAGAGCCGUUACUAUAAUAAAUAUAGUAUACCAUUCAUAGUGUGAAGUCUUGUUGGUCUGAUGCCAGUGAUGGCCUCUAUGUGUAGGUCGGUUUUUAGGCGGCUUAGUCUGCAGGUUUCAGACAAAGUCGUGACAUGUUGAUGCAUUUCUUUAAAACUCUGAUCUAUGUAUGCAUUUACUGACUGGAUUGCUAAAGUGUUUCGGCUACAACACAGACUUGGGCAAAGUCCGCCUCAGAAAUUUUCCAUUUGACAAGUACUUUGCGAAAGUCUACACAAUGGCAUAGUAACCAGUUAAAGUACCAGUAUUUUAUAUGUCGUAUAUUCUGUAAGUUAAUUUAUUUGUAACAAUUUUUUGUGUUGUAUGAAUAGACAGAUAUGACUGACCACUCGUUAACCAAAUUUGUCUGUAAAAUAAUGCACACAUACACUGAUAGAAAAGUACGGUAUUACUUAGAAAAUUAGUUGUGGAAACAAAUAAAAUGAAUUUCUUGUAUACGUGAUGGUUUAAAAUUCUUGUUCUGCUCAAAACAUUGUUUUUUCACGGAAUUGCGCAGACUCUAUAUACCAAUUCAAUCGGCUCUGACGAGUCUGGUCGCAGGGUAGGAUCACUAUAUUCUGUCAAGAUGAAGUAUUGCAGGCUCGUGUGCGCCGUCAAACACACCGCUGGUCGGGGUGAUAUUUUCAAGAUGGCGGCUUAAUUGUCAAAAAAAGUUGUUGAAAUGUGAACUGUGAAGCCCUCGUGUGACGAAUUUUAAGCAAUUUUAACAAUGAACCCGAAACUACAAGAACUAGAAUAUGCCGCACAUCUUUUAUUCGUAAGUAUUUUGUCAGGUGUUGUCUCGUAUUGAAGUUUCAUACAUUUUAAUAUAACCUUCUAUGAAGCUGAAAAUUUGAGACACUAUUUGACUAUAUGUCUAUACAUAGUUUUCUCAUUUUCUAGGCAUCUCACUCAGUGACUGUAGAACAGAGACACGCAGCUGAACGUGUGUUCCUCAAUUUCAAAGCACAAAGUUGUCCAUACAAGUUUUGCCAAGAAAUUUUUCGUAAGAAAUUAUAUAAAUAUAUACAACCUACAGGGCCAUUCCAUUUUCCAUAUACAGCUAUUUCAAUUAAGGUUGUCCAUGAGCAAAGCGGAAAAGUCGAGUACGAGCGCGAAAGGCUGCUGGGAAUUGCUUUGAAAAUUCAUUAAUUUGUUAGCGAUUCCCUUCAGCCUUUUCGUGCUCGUAUUCGACUUUUCCGCUUUGCUCGCGGACAACCUUAAUUGAAAUAGCUGUAUACAAAUUGUAUAUACGAAGUGUCUAUACAGCUGGCUAUUUAGUAAACUGCCGGCUAUAUAGUGACUAUAGUUAAAGUUGAAUUUUUAUAAGAUAAACCGAUCCCUACCCCCAAACCCUUCUCUAACCCUAACCUAACCUUUUGAGAGUAGUUUAGUUUAGUUUAAUGAAUUUGUCACAUUUACAAGAAAAAAUUUACAAUUACAACUGACACUAGAACAAUAAAAACUAACAAAAUAAUUAGUACUUGUGACAGGAGUCUGAAACAGAACUUGCAUCCCAAUUGAUAUCAAACUCCUUUAUCAAACCCCAUUUAGUAAGAAAAGGAGGGGGGAAAAGUGGAAAAAAUUUUAAGAAAAUAUAUGCUAAGUCAGACAAAACACAUCCCGGCCCGGACUUGGUUUCACUUUCCGCACGCAGCACCUUUACUGUAUAAGCUAAUGACAAGCUCAGUAAAAAUUGGCGCAAACAAAAGUUUUUAUAUGUAAAGCCUGGUUCACAUAAAAUCGUUAAGCAGUCGCAGACAUGUGCCGAAUUUUUAUAUGAACACAAAUGCAGAUUCGCGCAGACUGCCUGAGACCGGAUCGGCGACAGAUCGGGAAAGUUGAACUUGGUUCAACUUUCCCGAUCCGUCGCAGGUCAUUCAUAUAAAAAUUCGGCACAUGUCUGCGACAGUCUGCAACUGCUUAACGAUUUUAUGUGAACCAGGCUUAACUGUAGUCACUAUAUAGCCAGUAGUUUACUGAAUAGCCAUCUGCCGGCUGAGUAGACACUUCAAAUUAUAUACAGGGCCAUUCCACAGAUUUUUUUUAAAAUUUUUUUUUUAAAACCUUUUUCUCUCGCUCUUUGCUUUUUUUAGCACUUUUUUGAUGGCAUGAUUUUUUAAUUUUUUUGUUGAUUUUUAAAUUUUUAUUUUUUUUGUAAUUUUUCUGAGUGUGAACAUGUUUUAAAUCAGUGAUUUGCCCCUCGGUCUCGUUGGUGUUCCUGACUGGAAAUGAAAAUUGCACACCUGAAAUUUAACAAAUUUAAUAGUAAAUAUACAAACUUUCCACACUGGCUGGUGUUUUGUAAUAAAUUGUUUUACCUAAAUAGCACAUUUUUAUUUAGAACAUAGCAAUAAUGAUUACGUCCUUUACCAAGCCAUGACAACGUUGAAAGAGGCCAUAGUGAAGGAAUGGUCAAUUUUAAAUAAGUCCGAUAUUGAUUUCUGGCAGAAUUUUCUUCUUGCUUUUGUGUGUGAACGGAAAAAGUAAGUUAUUGUAUCAUGCUAUAAUAUAAUAUAAUUUUGAGUGGGCUGUCACUAGGGGAGGGGCCAAGUGGGGUGGCUGCCCCCCCAAUAAUUUUGAAAGACCUAAUGUUUCAAUGAUUACUUCUCUAGCCUGCAAAAGUAUGUUAUCGAAAAAUCUUUGCAAUGCAUAGCGGUAAUUCUAAAGAGGGGGACAUUGGAUCACACAGCAAGCCAUAAUCCACUUCAAAAUUUGAUGGCAAAUAUUCUUCAAUUGUUUGCAAGCAAUGAUCUUAACAUGGUAAGGAUGACACUUUGUAAACAAGUUCACUGAAAAUUUGGAAAUGCUAAUAGACAACUUGCAAGUAUAUUCCCAUAAAUAACUUUGGUUACGAAAAAAUUUGGUUACGAAAUGUUGUAAAAUACGGAUAAUAUUGCCUUGAGAAGUUUGCAUAUUUUAUGUAUGUUUGUAUUAUGUGCGGAAAUUGUUACAAUUUUUGAGCUAAAAAUGGUAACAAUUUCCACACGUAAUACAAACAUAUACAAAAUUUGCAAACUUUGCAAGGCUAUAUUUUCCAAGCUUUACAACAUUUUGCAACUUUACUAAUUUCAUUAUGUUCUUUUUAGCUGUGGUUUUUAAUUCCCUUCUCUUUACUUAGAUUAAAAUUUAGUCUAACAUGCAAGUUGUCCAUUUUAAAGCCAAAUGAUUUUGUUUUAGAAAUUGAUAGGAUGUUCAAUGAUGAGAGCAUUGUUAUACGAAUAUUCAUCUGUCGGUCAGUCCAGUGAUAUUAAGAUGAGCUUUGAAUUUCAUUGCAAGUGCAAGACCCUUUUUGAGGUAUAUCUUUAUUCCUAUCAUUUCUUCCAUUUAAUCCUUUCCUAGCUGGUAGUAUCAAUAUUGUAAUUAUUGUAACCAAUGACCAUAAUUCUUCGAAAUUGUCACAUUUCUUGACAUUCCAGCUGAGCUGGGAGAAAGCACCACAACUCCGGCACCGGCUGACUGAAUCACUGGAGCUUCAGCAGAACUCUGGCGCACAGCACUACCAAAAAUUUUCCAUUGGUUAGAUGGUAAUUAGUUGUAGAGUUACAAGAUUGUUACAUCUUUAAGGGCUGAUUACUAGUGCUGUGCAAACUCCGGUUUUUCAUCUCCGACUCCGGCCGAAUUACAGCUCUGAGCUCCGGCUCCGGCCACAUCAUAAAAUAUUAAAUAAAUGUUUUACGAUCAGAGAACAUUUAUUAAUAUUAUUAUGAGUAACCCUUUUCGCGCUUUCUAAUUAUCAGAUAACAUAACUCGGGAAACAAAACAGUGAAAACACUUAACCACGCAGAAAAUAUCUAUAUGGAAACCAGCCUCGAAAAAUCUUUGACACGAGGCAUGACGCUAACACUCUCAGACUCCACAGCGCAAUUGUUCGCACGCAAACAAAGUACUCUGUUAUUUUCAAAAGGUUGAUAUUUAUUUGUUUUGUACUUUUUCGUUAUCUACAAGGCAUGAAUACACAGACUACAGUAUGUAGCGCUAAGUCAGAUGGCUUCAUGAAAGCAUGACGUUUGUAAGUUGCGAUCAUAUUACAGCUUUUUGACGCUGUUCCUGUGGGCUGUGGCAGUUUGAGUCUAUGAUGAAUUCAUUAACAGCAAUUGGCAGUUUGCAGUUAACAAUCGUUUGACAUUUGUCUCAUUUCAUAUUGUUUUCUUGUCAUUUUGCCGGAGCUGGGAAAACGUAACUCCGGCUCCGGGCUCCGGCAUACAAAAUUCUGCUCCGGCGUCGGAAAAACCGCCGGAGCUCCGGCAGAACUCCGGCAACUCCGGCGCACAGCACUACUGAUUACAUGUGUAGUUUUCAGCCCAGGCCGAAUUUCAACCCAGUUAACUGAGCUAAAAUUGUUUCACAUUUACGUGACAAAUUUCAGCCCGGGAUGAGUUAAGGCCGGUUUACACGACCAGUGUUUUGGGCACGGCACCCCUAAAAAUGGGCACCCGUGCCGAAAAUUUUAGGCACGGCACCUCUGCGUUUUGGCGUGUAAACGUGACAAUAAUCGGCACCGGUGCCGCAAAAUUUAAACGUGCCGAGACUUUCUCACGAGGUAGUCUCGGCACGUCUAGCAAGGGGUGCCGUGCCCAAAUUUCGAAAAAAAUAAAAAAUAUGUUCGACAUCGAGCAUGCGCAAAACAAAUUGUCUUCUUUCCAACAUGGCAGCAAGCGGGGAAAAACUACAACUUGCCAAAAAUAAAAAAAACAAGGUUAAAAAACAAAUUUAAAUAACACAGAAUGUGAAUGUUGCUCUAGUUGACUCGGAAAUUUUUAUACCACUGUUCGUCGCUGAAGAGAGCAGUAACUAGGUCGUAGCAAAUAGCUGUCGUUCGAUGCGUCCAUACCUCUCGAAUUCGUGGCGGGUGAAUACAAGAUGGCACAACAUUUAUGCGAGAAAACAACUCCUUUCGUCUUAAAGGGCCUGUUCAUAUGGGCAAAGGUUAUUUCGGUUGACGAGAAAACUUUUCGACUAGCCAAAUAUACUUUUGUUCUGUCCACAUGCAUGGAGAAAUGUUAUUCCGCUUACCGGGUAAAGUUUCCGGCUGUGACAUAGCACUGAAUAUCAAUUGAAUUGAAAAGUCAGUACUGACACGACAGAAAGCUAUCCUGCCAAGCGGGAACUAGAGUUGUGUUCAUAUGGGAAAAACAUUAUCACUUGACAAGUGAGAUCUCGGUACAUACACGGGAAAACGUUUUGUCUUAUAUGAACGCAGUGUAAACAAACUUUUCAUAUUAUUUUCAUACCAAGGCGAGAUCUCGCUUGUAAACUUUUCGAAAAGUUUUUUCACUAACCAGGAUAACUUUUGCCCAUAUGAACUGGCCCUUGAAGUACGUUCCUAGUAUUGAAUUAUUUGGUUUUUCCCUCGAUUUUCGGCUCAUAUAAUAUUCUUCUUCGUUCCAAUAAAUAUAAAUAUAUAAUUCUAUUUCUGGCCGGCAUAUUUAUUCUUUAAAAUAUACCAUCGUAAACGGAAAAUAGAGGUGCCGUUUUCCGAUGGGCACGCACUGAAUAUCAAUUGAAUUGAAAAGAUGCUGAUACGACAGAAAGUCAGUAUCCCGCUAAGCGGUAAAGUUGUGUUCAUGCAUAUGGGAAAAACAUUAUUCCGGUCACCGAGAUUUGGCUUGUCAACAAGCGAGAUCUCGGUACACGGGAAAACUUUUUGUCUCAUAUGAACGCAGUGUAACUUUUCAUAUUAUUUUCAUACCAAGGCAAGAUCUCGUUUGUAAACUUGUCGAACCGCUAACCGAGAUAACUUUCCGCUAACCCCGAUCGCUAACCGGGAUAACUUUUGCCCAUAUGAGCUUUAAAGUACUUUUCUAGUAUUGAAUUGGUUUUUUCCCUCGAUUUUCGGCUCAUAUAAUACUCUUCUUCGUUCCAAUAAAUAUAAAUAUAAAUAUAUAAUUCUAUUUCUGUCCGACAUAUUUAUUCUUUAAAAUAUACUGUCGUAAACGGAAAGUAGAGGUGCCGUUUUCCGAUGGGCACGGUGCCUAUCAUAAAAGUGUGUUUACAAAAUGUUGUCGUGUAAACGAGUAAAUAGCGAAGUGGCGGUUUUGGCACGGUGCCCAUUUUCAGGGGUGCCGUGCCCAAAACGCUUGUCGUGUAAACCGGCCUUUAGUCAGCCUGGGCUGAAGUGAUCAAGUCUGAAAAUGGAGCUAUUCGCUUAUUCUGCUUCUUCUAAGAAUUUAAAAUGUUGUUCAUGUUUAUUAUUUGACUUCUGCGAGACUAUGGUUGCAUUUAAACGCUGUUUUUUUCAACCCGGGCUGAAACUUCCUGUCAAUUACAUGACGAUUUUCAGCCCAGUCAACCGGGAUGAAAUUGAUGUCAUGUAAUCACUUGUUGUGUUUUAAUAGGAUUUUAUCCUUAGGCCGGGCUGAAAUUUCAGCCUAGGACACCAAGACGAAACCGGGCUGAAAACUCCCCAUGUAAUCAGCCCCUUAGACACAGAGUGUGCUUGUAUUGUAUUGUAGGGUAGCAGUCUUCAACAGUUCUUCAUUACGACAAUACAAGCCUUACAAUCAUUCAACUCAAUGUCAACAUUCACCAAAGAACACGUCGCAGUCUUGGGUAACCUUUUGUCUAUCACCGAAACUAUUUUAUCUUGGGAAUUUACGCCGAAAAAUCAUAUCCUUUUAUUGUGAAUAGAUUAAAUUUUUAACUUCAGUCUAAAUAAAUGUAUAAAAUCCACACCCUUAAUUUCCAUUCAGAAGAUUAAAAAUUUCGACAAUUUAAUGAAAUUAGGAAUUUGGGUUAGCGUGUGACAUUCAGACCGGUGUUAAGGAAUAUCGUGUUUCUUAAGUAACGUUCUCGCGGUCUAGCACCAGCUGAGCUAAAUAGAAAGUUUUGAAGUGCAAGUCACCUGACAUUGUUUUGCGUACUAAAAACAGUCAAAUAUAUAUUUUGGGCUACAUGGCAUCCUCGCAAUACUUAUCUGACACCCAAUUUUCCUUGAGCAAAGUUUUAAAGUUGGACAAUUUUUUUUAUAUAUAUAUAUAUAAUGGUGAUUGCUAGAUAGUAUACUUCAAAAUAAGGUUUCCGUUUUUAUAACGUAGAAAAAACUAUCCUAACGCAAAACUAAACCCUAACCCCAACCCCAACCCUAACUUAUUUUAAUAAAAUAAAUUGAAAUAAAACCGAAACCUUAUUUUGAAGUAUACUAUCUAGCAAUUGCCUAUAUAGAAUAGUUACGUUUCUGGCUACGCGUAAUUGUGAACACGGCGUAUAACCCCGCAUUUUUGAUGCCCGAAAAUCCUGAAAGUUAGCUAUAAUCUAUUGCCGUUUUUCUUUAACAACAAUUUAACUUUGAGAGCUUUUCACUCCCGGAACAACGAAACUUCAUCACUGAUUUUAUUCAAGCCUGGGGCAAGCUGGAAGGAAUCCAUGGUCAAUGGCAAUGCCCUCGAAAUCUUCUUUAACGUAAGUAUAUUGCCUACAGGCUGGCAUUUGAUUGCUGCAAUAGACCUAUUCCCUAAUGAACAAAAUUUUGUUCCAGACAAGUCUAGACAAACAUUUCAUCACAGCUUGAAAGAGCAUCACAAAAUUAGUGAUAUUCCGAAGUUUCGUUGCGAAAUGUUUGCCGUUUUUCAGUCAUUUUGUAUUAUUCCGAAUUUGAUUGGCCGGUUUCCACUCAACUUGAUGAUCUCGUGUUUAUCAGUAGUAGUUCCCAAAUUCCCAACCAACCUCGUAAUUGGCGUGGCCAAAGUUUUGUGAAAUCAACUGUAAAGUAGAACUGUCAUGAUGUCAUCUUUGAAUUUUGUGAAAUGACAUCGGUAUCGGCAAAAUAUCGGUCCUUUAAUUAAUAUCGGUUAUCGGAAUAUCGGUGAAUUUCCAUAUCGGUGCAUCACUAGCUGCAAUAUCUACAUAUCUUAUUAUGAUUUCACCUCCGUUGCAUGUAAGAAAAGUGCUUUCAGAUUGACUCUACCAAAAACACUGUAGGUUUUCUCCAGGUGUUCUGUUCUCCUCCUGUAGUACCAGUAAAGGAUCGGCCUGUAGGACCUCUGUGGUGUACAGUUUCUACAGAACUGAAUGUUUAUCUUUUAAAUUUCAGCUUCAAUCCUGUUUGAAUGACAACGAAGUAUUGGUUCACCGUUAUUUUCUAUGCCUGACGCAAUUUGCUUCGUUGACUGGCACGAUUUUUUCAGAUGAGUCUUUAACUGUGCAGUAUCUUGGUCGUCUUUUGCAAGGAGUAUUGCAACUUGUGCAACGCUACAGGUACAUGGUCAACCUUCAUCCUGUCCUAGGACUUGAUCAAACUUCAUCCUGUCCUAGGACUUGAUCAAACUUCAUCCUGUCCUAGGACUUGAUCAAACUUCAUCCUGACCUAGGACUUGAUCAAACUUCAUCCUGUCCUAGGACUUGAUCAAACUUCAUCCUGACCUAGGACUUGAUCAAACUUCAUCCUGUCCUAGGACUUGAUCAAACUUCAUCCUGUCCUAGGACUUGAUCAAACUUCAUCCUGUCCUAGGACUUGAUCAAACUUCAUCCUGACCUAGGACUUGAUCAAACUUCAUCCUGUCCUAGGACUUGAUCAAACUUCAUCCUGUCCUAUGACUUGAUCAAACUUUAUCCAGUCCUAAGACUUGAUCAAACUUCGUCUAGUCCUAGGAUUUAUUCAAAUUUCAUCCAGUCCUAGGACUUGAUCAAACUCCACCCAAUCCUAGAAUUUAAUCAAACUUCAUCCAGUCCUAAGACUUAAUCAAACUUCAUCCAAGCCUCCUUUUACCAUUUGAAAUAUUUACUUAUAGUGGUCAAGUAUCUGGUAUGCUAGCUUGUGGUUUUGCAUCUGUUGUCAAUCGCAUUACAACUGUAUUCCCAAUGUCACUGGUACUCAGUCUUCCCACGGAGCUUGUACAAACAUACCUGCACGCUAUAUCUCAACUUACACAAAGUUUCCUGGAGACAGCAAUGAGAAACGAGGACGUAAGUCAGCUUUUUGAAUUUGUUUUCUGUAUGGUACUAAUGCAGGCGUUAUAUUGAUGGUACCGAUCAUAGGACUUAAUGUAUGAAUUAACAAAAUAUUUUAAAAAAUGGUAAAAAUGUAUUUACUUACUCGUCAAUCGGUAACGGUAGGUCUGUUAGACAGGGGCGGAUCAAGCCUCAUCUGCAAGGAGGGGUGCAGGUUUUCCAUGGGGGAUGGGCUUGUGCGCGAGGGAGCCUUACUGCCCACUCUCCUCUGCAACGCUACUAUCCCAACAGUUCACCGUUCUGUUACGUUUUACAUUAUCUUUCGUUUAUAAAGUUUAUAUGGCUUUUUAUCACGUUUGCGUGACUGGACAGUUGCUGUAGCACAGUACAGUAAAUUUGCUUGUUCAAGUACAGUAUAUUUUUGAUAAUAUGGUUGUAUAACAACCUCGACAUGAUAUUUGUGAUGUUACUCUGAGUGUAUAUCCACACCGGGCGAGCUUGAAAAAUAUGCCCGACCACGGUGGGAAUCGAACCUACGACCUUUGGAAGACUAGCCCAAUGCCCUGCCAACUGAGCUACGCGGUCAGGACGGUUCGAGUAAGUGAUAUUUCGGAACAGAAUCUGGUUCCUUCGAUACCAAUGUAAUCUAGUAAUAUGAUUUUUUCUGUGUUGGUGUUGUGUACUCAGGUGAAUAUGAUGUUUGUGAUGUUACUCUUUGUUUACAUAUUUAACCAUGAUAUUUAACUAAAGCAUUCUGAGUGUUUUCGCGUGCGCUCACAAUUCAAUUAAAUCGUUUCAAGAAAUCGACACGCGCUAACAGUAGAAGUUCCGAUAAUCGCUAGUCGAAAAGCAGAAAAUGUGGGGUCAAGCAAGUUUUUUUAGGGUGGUGCUGGACUUCUCUAGGGGGAUGCUAGACACCACUAGGUGGGGUGCACAUCUCCCUGUACCACCACGGUAGAUCUGCCCCUGCGAUCAAUAAUCAAAUUGUCUUAUUCCUUCAAGCUUCACAGUGACGACACAUCGUACAUGGAAGCCUUCGAUCAACUCUUGGUAGCUUGGGUCAACCUGGUAUCCAGUUCCAGCGCCUUCCCCAAAGGCUACCUAUCAGGUCCUUGCCUGCAGAUCUUACACCUGUACGUUAGGACGCACAUCUCAGCACCCGAGGGCACAAGAAACCCGCAGAGCGUGCAGGAUCUCGAGGAAAUCGUGGAACUACGAGACACCGAUUUGGAAGAGUUUGAUGAUCAACUUUCGUCUGUAGCUACAUUAGCACGUCAUGUACUUGGCGAGGCUGUGCCUUUCCUCAAUCAUUUAUUAGAAGUCAAGCUUGCCACCUUCAUGGAGCAUUUAUGCACACUCAGAGAGAAAGGUACCGCUCAUUUGCUUAUGAGAAGUACAGGUUGAAAAAGUGGGAACCUUGGAACCUUGUUCCAAGAAUUUUUUGGGGAUCUACAUUUUUGUAGAAAUUUUAACACAAACUUUGAUAGCUAAUUCUGAUAAUUACACAGACUGAAUAUCAAAUUCCGAUACUUUUCCCACCCCUGAUAGUAGUACUGGACAAUGUAAGAUACUGUAUUAUUAUAUUAGAAUACAUCUGUCUGGUUUUAAGGACCAUUGGCUGUGGACUCAGUGAAGACGGAAAAUCUCUACGAAGAUUUACAUUGGAUCGUCCUUAUUGCUGGCUAUAUACUGAGUGAUGAAGUGAGCGGGGAAAAAUCUCUGAUACCUGACGAAAUCAUGAUGUAUUCUAUCGCUGAGUCUGAGAAUGUUCAUUUGGAAUCCACUGUGAAAUAUUUGACAUCACUUGGAACGGCUGAUAUUGGUAGGGCAGUAAACUCUGUUGUACUUGGGACUUGGGUUUUGUAGUUGGAAAUUCUUGAGUGUGAAUUUUAUACAGACCUAACUAGGAGCAGUUGCGAGAACAAUGUAGACAGAGCUGAUAGAGCUAUAUCCAGUAUAGAUUAACUUAGUUUGGUUUUCUUCCUGUGGGUACCUGUUCCAAUAAAGGAUGGCCCUUUUGGCAUAGCUGAUAGAGUUAUCUGUGGUAUAGUUAAGAGUCUUGUAGUUUAGUUUUCCUUGUCUAAUGCAACACUAAGAUAGAGCCCUUACUGGACAUCUAGGAAGAACAGUAUAAAUAAAGUUAGAUUAGUUUAGGUUUCCUCCUGUAGUAACACUGGAUCAAUAAUAGAUGAUCCUUACUGGACAUCUAAGAAGAACAGUGUAGAACUGAUAGGACUAUCCAGUAUAAAUAAAGUUAGUUUAGUGUAGGUUUCCUCCUGUAGUAACACUGGAUGUAUAAGAGAUGAUCCUUACUGGACCUCUAGGAAGAACAGUUUAGAACUGAUAGGGCUAUCCAGUGUAAAUAAAGUUGGUUUAGUUUAGGUUUCCUCCUGUAGUAACGCUGGAUCAAUAAGAGAUGAUCCUUGCUGGACCUCUAGGAAGAAUAGUUUAGAACUGAUAGAGCUAUCCAGUAUAAAUAAAGUUAGGUUAGUUUAGGUUUCCUCCCGUAGUAACACUGGAUCAAUAAGAGAUUAUCCUUACUAGACCUCUAGGAAGAACAGUUUAGAACUGAUAGAGCUAUCCAGUAUAAAUAAAGUUAGUUUUGUGUACGUUUCCUCUUGUAAUAACACUGGAUCAAUAAGAGAUGAUCCUUACUGGAUCUCUAGGAAGAACAGUUCAGAAUUGAUAGAGUUAUCCAAUAUAAAUAAAGAUAGUUUAAUCUAGGUUCCUCCAGAAUAACACUCGAUCAAUAAAGGAUGGCCCUUAUCUGAUCUUUAGAGACUACACUUUAGACAGAACUAAUCAGGCUAUCUAAUAUUACGUGGUGUUAAUUGGAAAUUAUUUUUAAUCCUACAGGUAACAGAAAGAUUGACUCUAUCACCAGAUUAAUUACAUCUAUAAUGAAAGUGGCUGACCUGGAAAAACAGGCGCUCGCUGCAGGACUGGGCCCUACAUUAAGCCCAGAAUUGGGCGGAAACAUUGUUUGGAUAUUAACCAAAGUUUGUGAGGUUUAUCUCAUGUUUUUUGAGCCCGACUAUGGUCAGGUCAGCGUGCCUUUGGUGACGUCAUUUGGAAAGGAGAGUGAAAGCGCGAGGUGGUUUGUGGGAUUUGUACUUGGCAAGGUUCUUAGUAAUCUACAUGGUUGGUUAAGUGAGUCCAGUGUCUUGGAGAAUACAGCUCAGUUGCUUGUUACGCUGAUGACCAAUAAGUCAAGGUAGUGAUAUGCUAAACUUUCCUUCUAGUAGGGGUGGAUCUAGUCUCAUCUCAUCUGCAAGGAGGGGUGCAGGUUUUCCAUGGGAUGGUGCAUGAGGGAGCCUUGCUGCCCACUCUCCUCUGCAGUCUGCAACGCUACUAUCUCAACAUUACCAUUAUUUGAGAUGGCCGAAUCUGCAUGUUCGCCGUUCUGUUACGUUUAACAUUAUGUUUUGUUUAUAAAGUUUAUAGCGACUUUUUAUCACGUAUGCGUGACUGGACAGUCGCUGUAGCACAACAGGACAGCACAGUAAAUUUGCUUGUUAAAGUACAGUACUGUAUAUUUGAAAACACGGCUGUAUAACAACCUCGACAUGUGUACAUAUUUAACCAUGAUAUUUAACUAAAGCAUUCUGAGUAUUUUCUCGUGAGCUCACAAAUCAAUUAAAUCGUUUCAAGGAAUCGACACGUGCUAACAGUUGAAGUUCCGCUAAUCACUAUUGGAAAGGCAGAAAAUAUAUGGUCAGCAGACUUUCUUAAGGUGGUGCUGAACUUAUCUAGGUGGAUGCUACCCCCACGAUAGAUCCGCCCUUGACACACACAAGCUAACUUUUUCAACUACAUAUAAUGUUGACUGUUUGUUCCACCUUUAGUGCACACUCGGCUCUCUCUUGUGAGGUCAUCGCUCAACUUGCCAAAGAUUAUGCAGAGAACACGUCCUAUGUGAAAGAUCUCCCUGCACUCGUACAGCGAGAACUUUCCCGUGCUUUGGUCAUCGCUGGCUCGGCUAUUGAACAUGAUUUAAGUAGAAAACAGUAUCUCAGUCAGGUAAGAGUGCUAUAGAAUAUUUUUCAAGAAAUGGCCAGAAAAGUGUUUGUAUUAGAGGUGUUUGUAUUAGAAAGGUGUCCGUAUUAGAGUUGUGUCGGUAUUAGAGAGGUCUUCGUAUUAGAGAAGUGUCCAUAUUAGAGAGAUGUCCAUAUUAGAGAGAUGUCCAUAUUAGAGAGAUGUCCAUAUUAGAGAGAUUUCCCUAUUAGAGAGGUCUCCGUUUUAGAGAGGUCUUCGUAUUAGAGAGGUUUCCAUAUUAAAGAGAUGUCCAUAUUAGAGAGAUGUCCGUAUUAGAGAGAUGUCCGUAUUAGAGAGAUGUUCAUAUUAGAGAGAUGUCCAUAUUAGAGAGAUGUCCGUAUUAGAGAGAUGUCCGUAUUAAAGAGGUGUCCAUAUUAGAGAGAUGUCCGUAUUAGAGAGGUGCCCGUAUUAGAGAGGUGUCCGUAUUAGAGAGAUGUCCAUAUUAGAGAGGUGUCAGUAUUAGAGAGAUGCCCACAUUAGAGAGCUAUCCGUAGAAGAGAGGUGUCUGUAUUAGAGAGAUGUCCACAUUAAGAGAGGUGUCCGUAUUAGAGAUGUGUUCAUAUUAGAGAGGUGUCCAUAUUAGAGAGAUGUCCACAUUAGAGAGGUGUCCGUAUUAGAGAUGUGUUCAUAUUAGAGAGGUGUCCAUAUUAGAGAGAUGCCCACAUUAGAGAGCUAUCCGUAGAAGAGAGGUGUCUGUAUUAUAGAGGUGUCCGUAUUAGAGAGAUGUCCGUAUUAGAAAGGUGUCUGUAUUUCCAUAUUAGAGAGAUCUCCAUAUUAGAAAGGUGUCUGUAAUAGACUGGUGUCUGUAAUAGAGUGGUGUCUGUAUUAGAGAGGUGCCUGUAUUAGAGAGGUGCCUGUAUUAGAGAGGUGUGCAGUAUAUACUGAGACAGCACUAUAUCUUCCCAGAUUCUAAAUCCAAUCAAGACCAGAUUUUUCUCGGUGGUACAAGCGCCGACGUUUCGCAAAGAAUGUCAGCAUGAAGCUUACAAAGACGAAGUGGAGCGAUUGCUGGAAUGCUUUCGUGGUGUUGCCAAGGCGACGGACAGACGGACUGUGUCCUUCCUGUUCGCGUUCCUAGUGCCAGUCCUCGAACACUGCGUACCGUUGUUUGAAUUGUACAAUAACUGUUCUGAAACUGUGGAAAUAUUGCUGUCGUUGUUGUUGGAUGUUGUCGAGUCCCAGCUUGGAUAUGUUUCUACGGUUAGUGAACUAACUUUUUCCUGAAUAGGUAUAUGGUUGUAUAUGUUGUAUAACAACCUCGACAUGUACUUCUCUAGGGGGAUGCUGGACACCACUGGGGGGGGGGGGGGCACAACCCUCUGUGCACCCCCACGGUACAUCCGCCCCUGUUGGAGUUUAUUUAUGUACAAUACUAUUUUUCAGGGUGAUUCUCGAAGACUACAGGAGAUAUGUGUUCGUUUAAUGGAAGUCUACUCCAAGCACAGUCUAGGUAAAUGAAUGGUAAUCAUAAUAUAUUUUUAUGGCGCUGUUUCCUGUGAUUUAACAGCGCUGUACAGUAGUUGCAAAUCCGCCGCUGACGAUGAAUUGUUAUUAGAUUUAAUGUAGAAAGAAAUAUUCUUCUAUUUUUACAGGCAGACAUAAUCGAAGCAUUUUAGCCGAAGAAGAAACGUUUUUAGAUUUGUUGAUUUUUAUGAAAAUUUUAACAACUAUUUUAACCAAAGAAUACUUUGACUUCUCUUCAGGUAAGAAUUUUGCCGUAUUAACUCGCCGAAUAUAAUGGCCUCCGAAUAUCGUCCCUUAAUAUAAGGCCCCCCCCCCCGGGUAUAUAGGCCCACCAAUGCAGUGGCGAGGGGGGAUUUGGUUGUUGGAGACCAUCUUUAUAGCUUGAAAUAUUAGUUCUUUGAACGCCUUAAAUUUCACGCAAUAUAUAGCUUAAAUUAGAGCCUACCAUUGCUUUUACGAAUUAUUGUUACAGCUGUGAUACACAGUUAUUUCAGCUAUCGUUCAAAGGCUUCAGAAAAGUCCAAUGUCUUCCCAACCUAUCCCAGACAACAUGUUUGACUGUUGAUAUAUUUUUAUAGGUUUGAAUACAAAAUUUUGCUUGCUUAGUAAACAUACUAUUUGUUUGCUUUUAUAGAUGAAGAUGAUGGUUUUAAUGCUGGCCAAAAUUGCGCUAAUGUUGUUUUAUAUGGAUUAAAUAUUUUACUGCCUUUUAUCACUCCUGAAUUAUUAAAGGUAAUUUUGAACAUAGCAGGAAAUGAUGAACCCAGAAAAUAUUCACAAAAAAAAAUCUCACCCAAAAACUCACAUCUUGUAAGCAAGUUUGUGUCGUCAACCUUGAAUCCUGGUCGCGCAUCUAGCAUUUUUAAGUGAAAAAAUUGAUCAAGAUUUUUUAUUAUAAAGAUAUAUAGUACAUAUAUAGUACUUACUACGUAAUUACAACACAAGACUUACAUCUAAACUAAAUUUCUAUAGACCUCAAGUAAGAACUAAUUAUGGCAAGUUUACUUUCAAAUAUACUGCAUCAGUGCUAUGGGAAACUACACCUUAUCACAUAAAGCAUCUCCCUUUUAAGACUUUUAAACGGAAGUAUACGUUGUAUUUACUAAGUCAGCAGAACGACGAUUAGCUCCAAUUGGUGAAAAGAACACUGUUUUUUUUUUCAAUUAAGUCUUUUUUUUCAAAGAAAGUUAGUGUUUUUGAUAUCUAUGAACAUCUGUGGUGAUUUCAUCUUAGCACGAUUCUAAUUUGUAUUUCUAUUUGCAUAUUCCUAGUAUGCAUAGUCUAUUGAUCUGCAUGCAUACAUCAUCAUCCCUUCAAAUAUUUUUGUGUGUUUUUUUCCCUAAUAUUCUUAGCUCAAAUACACUGAAAAAAUCUCACAUAGACAGUAGUCGACUCGAAAGCUUCUAUAAUUUAACUAAGUCAUCAUUUAUUCUAUUAUAAUAAGUAAUUUUAACUAUUUUUGUAAUGUUUGUACGUUCUUGAAUUCUUUUUUUUUUGUAUAUAUUGCAAAUCAUUAAAAGUCUGAAAAAAAAUUUAUUCUUCGAAUGACGCAAAUAUUACACAUACCAAAAAUCAUAUUUGUGGUUACUCACACUUUAAGCUGCUCGUAGUAUUGAUUGUUUUCUUCAGUAAUUUAUUAUUUAUUAAUUUUUUUCAGUUUCCCGAAUUAAACGAGGAGUAUUUCAAAUUGAUAACAUUCGUUUGUGAAGAACAUACAGAGGCUAUAUGUCAGAUGCCUGAUCAUUUGUUCACGAAUUUAAUGGCUUCUUUGGAGAAGGGAUUAAAAGAGUAUCCUUUCUUUCGUUGGAAGAGUUACACUCUAUAAUUUCACCUCAGUUGCAUGCGAGAAGAUUGCUUUCAGUUUGAUCUUCGCACGCAAAAAUCUCACAUCUUGUAGCAAGUCCGCCAACAAGCUCAACAAGUUGUGUUCGCACUGCUUGUCCCAAGUUGUCAACAAGUUUAGAACAAGCUGUUAACAACUUGUAACAGUCUUGUUGAUAUUGUCAGACUUGUUGCAAGGUUGUUCCAACAAGUCCAAUACAGUCAUGGACUCAUGAUAUAACAACAUUGUUACAACCUCGUGUCGUUAACCUUGUAACAUUCUUGUUAUAUCAUGACUGUAUCUGACUUGUUGGAACAGCCUUGUAACUAGUCUGGCAAUGUCAUCAAGCUUGUUACAAGUUGUUAAUAGCUUGUUCCAAACUUGUCACAACAACUGGGAACAAGCAAUGCGAACACAUCCUGAUAUCGGCUUUUCAACAAGAACCUUGUUACAAGUUGUUUGCAGUUUAUAAAUCAUUCCUUAACUGUGUGUAGAUGCGGCACUGAUAUCGCCAAAUCGACUCUGGAAGCUUUAAGUGGCAUGGCAAUAGAUUUAUUUCGAAAUCAACAACAAAAGAACACCCUGACUGAGAGAUUAUCAGUUGCAUUAAAGUCUAUGCUAAAGGUAUAACAAUAGGACGAUAAGAGAUGGCUCUUACUGGACCUCUAGGGAGAGCAAUUUAGAACUGAUAUAGAACUAUCCAGUAUAAAUAAAGUUAGUUUAGUUUUGGUCGGCUCUUGUUAGACCUCUGGGGAGAACAGUUUAGAACUGAUAGAACUAUCCAGUAUCUGUAAGAAAAGUUAGUUUAGUUUAGGUUUCCUGCUGUAGGAACAGUAUAACUAAAUAAAAGAUGGUUCUUAUUAGACUUCAAGGGAGAACAGUUUAGAACUGAUGGAGCUAUCCAGUAUAAGUAAAGUUAGUUUAGUUUAGGUUUCCUCCUGUAGUAACAGUAGGUAAAGAAGAAAUGCUCUUGUUAAACAUCUAGCGAGAACAGUUUAGAACUAAUAGAGCUAUAUCCAGUAUAAGUAAAGUUAGUUUAGGUUAGGUUUCCUUCUGGACCAAGAUUGGAACUAACAGGAACCCUGUAUCAAUACGAAAUUUCCCUUACUGUUACUCGACGGACAACAGUAUAGAACUGAUAGAACCUACUAUAGAAUCUACUCCAUGUUACUAACUAAAGAAUAAUUUUCAUUUUCAGGUUCUCUUCAACUUUUUGAUGUUUGAAACAUUUGAUGUUGUCGAUCUUUCUAUACCAGCUGCCGAUGCACUAUGGUCCCUUAUAUGUUGCCAUCAGGUAAGAAAUGUCCCAUUUACAGUUUUAAUGAAGUUGUCUUGCAGUCCAACUCUUCUUCAGGAACCCUGAGUGCUUGCGAUAAUUCAAGAUUUUUAGUCGUACCUGGCUGAUACUCCAAUGAUUAUUGCCGCAACAAUCUCACAUCUUGUAGCAAGUCUGCCAACAAGCCGUCAACAAGUUGUGUUCGCACUGCUUGUCCCAAGUUGUCAACAAGUUUGGAACAAGCUGUUAGCAACUUGUAACAACCUUGUUGAUAUUAUCAGACUUGUUGCAAGGUUGUUCCAACAAGUCCGAUACGGUAAUGGUAUGACAAUAUUGUUACAACCUUGUGUCGUCAACCUUGUAACAUUCUUGUUACAUCAUGACUGUAUCACACUUGUUAGAACAACCUUGUAACUCUGAUAAUAUCAACAAGAUUGUUACAAGUUGUUAACAGCAAACUUGUUGACAACUUGGGACAAGCAGUGCGAACAAAACUUGUUAACGGCUUCUUGACAGACUUGCUACAAGAUCUGAGAUAAUUCAUGUUGUUUCCAUUGCGUACAAAACAAAUCACAUAACAUAUUUACAUCAUUCAGGCGGAAUACACAAGUCUCGUUCAAAAUAUUUUGGUAACUCAAACGGACUCGAUAGUCCAUCAAAGAUUGGUAGAUUCCUUCAACAAGCUAACACCGGCAGAUGUCAAAAUUGCAAUUGAUAAACCAAGUAAGGAGAGAUUUCGGAAAAACUUGGAUUCAUUACUGGCUGAUGUAAAAGGUUUGCUGUGCGUAAGGUAACACAAUGUGCAAAAUAUUUAUGAAAUCUUAGUGGUAGGUAAUAGGAUGGUUUUGAGUGCAAUGAGUGAUUUCAGUUAUAGACGAAAUUUUGAUCUAGCCAAGA